Molecule: messenger RNA, 930 nt
Organism: Drosophila nasuta
Lineage: Eukaryota; Metazoa; Arthropoda; Insecta; Diptera; Drosophilidae
Gene: Iyd
Product: Iodotyrosine deiodinase
Exons: 2
Coding region: 1-852 (283 amino acids)
Cellular component (GO): plasma membrane
Molecular function (GO): oxidoreductase activity
Source: RefSeq, a predicted model, not a curated record
AUGGAAGCGUUGCUCAACAGCUCCAAGUUGCUGCAGCAUUGGCCCACUAUAGUACUAGGAGUGCUUCUGGCGUUGUCCAUCAAAUACCUAAGACAAAGAAGACGAGUGAUUAAAAAGGAAUUGGAAGGCGAAGAAGAUAUUGCAGUUAACUUUCCUCAGUCAACUGCCGAUGAUGACUUGCAGCCCGCCUUGGAGGAAAAGCCGCAUGUUCUCUUUGUGCCGGGCCAGAGUCUUAAUCCCAAUGGCGCCAGACGCUUCUACGAGGUAAUGCGUGGCCGUCGUAGCGUGCGUGCCUUCAAUCCACACAAGCAACCAUCGCAGGAGGUCAUUGAAGAUUGCAUACGUGCGGCAGGCACAGCACCAAGUGGCGCCCACACCGAACCCUGGACGUUUUGUGUGAUCGUAGAUUCGGAAAUCAAGCAGUCGGUGCGGCAGAUAGUGGAGCAGGAGGAAUAUAUUAACUACAGUCAACGCAUGCAUGCACAGUGGGUGACGGAUCUGCGACCACUCCAAACAACGUCCACAAAGCCGUAUCUUAGUGAUGCUCCAUAUCUCAUUCUAAUCUUUAAGCAGACGCACGGAUUGACGGCGGAUGGGCGUAAGAAACUGCACUAUUAUAAAGAGAUAUCCACUUCGAUAGCAGCUGGUAUGCUGCUCUGCGCCUUACAAGCAGCUGGGCUCUGUUCGCUGGUCACCACGCCCUUAAAUUGUGGACCCGCCCUGCGGCGUUUGCUCGAUCGCCCGGCAAACGAGAAACUUUUAAUUUUGCUAGCAGUUGGUUAUGCGGCCGAAGACUGCAAGGUACCAGACUUAGAACGCAAGUCUCUUGAAGACAUCAUGGUGAAAUAUUAAUUACAUUUCGAUGCGCUCACUUUAAAUCUAAGUUAAUUUAAUUAAAUUCAGCUCCAUAGCCCAGCUACAAAAAGAAAA